CCCAGGACAGUGUGAGCCGUACCCAGGGCAGUGUGAGCCGUACCCAGGGCUCUGUUGGCCAUACCCAGGGCGCUGUGGGCAGUACCCAGGGCACUGUGGGCAGUACCCAGGGCUCUGUUGGCCGUGCCCAGGGCAGUGUGAGCUGCAGCCAUGGCAGGCUUCCUGGACAAUUUCCGCUGGCCCGAGUGCGAGUGCAUCGACUGGAGCGAGCGCCGCAACGCCGUCGCCUCCGUCGUGGAGCGCCGCAGCGCCGUCGCCUCCGUCGUGGCCGGGGUGCUGUUUUUCACAGGCUGGUGGAUCAUGAUCGAUGCUGCCGUGGUUUACCCGCGGCCGGAGCAGCUGAACCACGCCUUCCACACCUGCGGGGUCUUCUCCACUCUGGCCUUCUUCAUGAUAAAUGCUGUAUCAAAUGCACAGGUGAGAGGAGACAGCUACAGUGAUGGAUGCUUAGGAAGAACAGGGGCUCGGAUCUGGCUCUUCAUUGGCUUCAUGUUGAUGUUUGGAUCCCUCAUUGCUUCCAUGUGGAUUCUCUUUGGAGCAUAUGUUACACAGAACACUAAUGUGUACCCUGGCUUAGCAGUGUUUUUCCAGAAUGCAUUAAUAUUUUUCAGCACUCUGAUCUACAAGUUUGGGAGAACAGAAGAGCUGUGGGGCUGAGCUCCCUGCUGGCCUGGCCCCUAGUUGCCAUGUGGUUCUUGUAUGUAGAUAAUUCAGUCCUUUGUCCUUGGUUUGCUUCCCAAACUGGUGGAACUGAGACAAUUCCAGGCUCUGUCCGAGGCUGCUCUUCUCCCAGGACACACUUGUGAAUAUGUACAUAGGACAUUUCAAAGGGAAUGGCAGGCUGCCAGGCUUUCCUGCUGCAAUCUCCAAAAAUCCACAGCUUCCCAUCCAGGUUUCAUCUUCCAAACCUCCACAAUUAGUGAGCAAACAGGACAGAGCCCACCCCUGGAGCAGGGGUAAGAGCUGAUUUUAAGAAUUUUAUAUUAUUGUUCAGGUAAAUAUAAAGUAGCUUUUUUUUUUUUUUUUUUUUUUUU
Molecule: messenger RNA, 1034 nt
Organism: Ficedula albicollis (Collared flycatcher)
Lineage: Eukaryota; Metazoa; Chordata; Aves; Passeriformes; Muscicapidae
Gene: TMEM50B
Product: transmembrane protein 50B
Exons: 6
Coding region: 151-657 (168 amino acids)
Biological process (GO): protein targeting to vacuole; late endosome to vacuole transport via multivesicular body sorting pathway
Source: RefSeq, a predicted model, not a curated record